AUUUAUAAAUGAGUAAUAAUAACAACGGUAGCUCCGAUAAGAACAAGGCAGAUAUGACCAACCUCCCUGAAAUAACAAAUAAUCCCCCCAAUGAUGAAACGAGGCAAAAUUUUUUAGAAGUGAAUAAUUCCCCUGACCUAACCAAUAACGCUGAGCAAGAGAUAUUGGACACGGUUGCAAAUUCCUCAGCGAUAUUCAAAAGUCAACAGAAAGACGAACCCGAAUUGCUGUUUCACGAAAAACGCAAAAUAGCAGAGGAUUUGCUUAAAAAAAAUCACCACCAGUUUCUUUCUCGUUUUGGCAAGAGUUUGAAGCCCCAUUUGUUGGAUUAUUUCACCGAAAAAUCCGGUGAUUAUGAGACUACUUAUCACGUUAGCAAAUUAAGAAGAUUUUUAAAUGUCGAGAUGAGGAGAAUUGACAGGAAGAACAGGAGGUAUGAAGCCUGGAAGGAGAUGAUCCAGAAGGGGGAGUAUUUCAGUGAAACAGCCAUGAUGAAGCGAAACCCACUGUUGUACGAACAUUUAGUCGGAAGAUUUCUCACUGAGGAGCAGAAGAAGGCUCGCGAUAACGUGGACACAACGAAUAUCACAUUUGUAAAUUUAUUAUUGGAGGGAAUAGAGAGGGAGGGAGUUAGGGACCUGAAAAAGGCCCAGGAGGAGGCCGAGGAGGAGGUGUUGGAGGAGAACGAUUCUGAUUCUGAUGAUGGGAAAGGUGAUCUCGGGGGUGGAAAGAAGGGGGAUAACAAUUGGGGGGAGAUUGAUAAGGAGAAUGGGGAUGUCUACGAGGGGAUGACGAAGGAGCGGAGGAAUUUGGAGAAUCAUCGAGCUGAUGAGAUUGAUUAUGAGGAGCAGCAGGUGCUCAGGCAGGAGUUUAUCAGCCAAAUGUACGAGAGCUUCCUCGAGGGGAGGGAUACUGAUUUUGAUUAUAGCGCUGUUGAUGAUAACGAGGCGUAUGAUAACGUCGAGUUGAGGGAGCAGGACGAGGAGGAGAAAUAUUUCGAUGCAGAGUCACCAGAAGUGACGAUCGGAUCGUCGCAGACACCGCUGGAGGGGUGCGAUGAUUCCGAAGAUGAGUUGGAUAAAUAUAUGAGGAGUCUAAAGGAACAGGAGAGUGAAGAGGCUACUUGAGAACAAUGUUUAAAAAAUAUUGUAAAAUUGAGCAUUGAAAAAUUGAAUAUAAUAUUUUUGUUAA
Diachasmimorpha longicaudata is the source of this 1191-nucleotide messenger RNA. Its product is annotated as coiled-coil domain-containing protein 97. Lineage: Eukaryota; Metazoa; Arthropoda; Insecta; Hymenoptera; Braconidae. The record is from RefSeq and is a predicted model, not a curated record. The coding region runs from base 9 to 1127 and encodes 372 amino acids. The transcript is spliced from 3 exons.